AUGUCUAAUGAUCCAUCGAUGAACACAGCAUUGCUGAACUUCUGCACAUCAGUUGGUAAUGGUCCAAAAGAGAAAACUGAGGUGCCUAAACGAAGUGCCGAAGAGAUGCAGUGGCUUAAAGAGGCAUUGGAGUCUGUUGAAGCACCAGAACGUAAGAUUCAACAAAGCUUGGCCCUUUUGACUCGUGAAGAUGUCAGUGAGUCAGAGUGUCUCACGGCAUUGGAGGAAAUGAGUGAUUUGGUAGAAGAUAUUAGUUGGGCCAUUGAAUUUUCUCUCAUGUCUGGGCAUCGCAUCAUAUUGGACUUCUUGGUUAAGAAUAAAUUGGCUACAGAGAGUGAGCAAGUCCGUCAGGCAGCAGCGAUGGUAAUUGCACACGCCGCUCAGUUAAACGAAGCUGUGCAGAAGUGUUUUGAGGAAGCUCAAUGGCAAGAUGUUCUCUUACCUUUAUUGAAAAAGGAAGAAUCUCCUGCUGUGGUGGCUGCUCUAUUACACAGUUGCAGUUGUCUUUGUCGUGAUUAUGCUCCAAAUGCUAUUCUUUUCAAUCGUGCGGGGGGUAUAACGGAUAUCAAUAGACUGUUGGAAAUUUAUGGUGAGGGUGCGUCCCAAAAGAAUACCAAGAUUACUAGACGUCUGUUGUUUCUUGUGGCUUACCUUGCAGAGGUGGUGGAAAUUGAUACAAAUGAACUUAUUCCUCUAGUGUGUCGACAGACCACAAGUAAUGAUGAUGAUGUUCAAACUGCUGCUGCUCGAUGUCUCUGUGUGUUUGCUAAUAAACACAUCGCGGCGGUGAGGGUGGCGCUGCAUGAGGUAGCUCCUAAUACUAUCUCGCGCUGGAGAAGCAGUAUCUUGGAUGAGGACGACAGCAGACAACAACUUUUGAAUGAAUUGGACAGGGAAGGUCACGAAGGUUAA
Messenger RNA from Trypanosoma theileri, 912 nucleotides. RefSeq lists its product as uncharacterized. The transcript has a single exon. Lineage: Eukaryota; Euglenozoa; Kinetoplastea; Trypanosomatida; Trypanosomatidae. The coding region runs from base 1 to 912 and encodes 303 amino acids. The record is from RefSeq and is a predicted model, not a curated record.